CUGACAGACUCUCCCACAACAACAGGACGGUAAAUAAAACCAGAGCGAUUUGACAAGAGGGAAAAUUUAACAAACAAGAGGAGAAGUGAGGGAAGAAGACAAAAACCCCUGCAGAGGAUUUAAAGUGAGGAAGGAGAAACUUGUUUGGCAGGUUCUUCUGUGAGGUAAUUUCCUCCUUGGUCUCGACUUGGGACACUUUGCAUGCAGGACAGGACAGACAGACAGAGACAGACAUGGCAAACGGCACGUUGCAGAAGAUCGAGGACUGCGAGGCCACGCACACGAAGCUCUACAUCUUCUACGCGUCCGUCAUGAUCGUGAUCUUCAUCCUGGCGCUGCCGCUCAACGCCUCUGUGCUGCACCUCUUCAUAUUCAAGCUGAAGUUCUGGAAGUCCAACAGCAACAACAUCUUCCUCUUCAACCUGGUGCUGGCCGACAUCCUGCUGCUCUUCUGUCUGCCCAUCAAGGCCCACAACUUCAUCCUGGGCGAGCGGCGCAGCGGCAACGACGUGGUCUGCAAGGCCAUGCUCUUCAUGCUGUUCCUGAACCGCGGCGCCAGCAUCGCCUUCCUCACCGUCACGUCCAUCCACCGCUACUUCAACGUGGUGCAUCCAGGCAAGAAGAACCUGCUGCGCGUACUGAAGAAGUCGCCGCACAUCUCCGUCCUCAUCUGGCUGCUGCUGCUGCCGCUCACCAUCCCCACCAUGCUCAAGACCUUCGAGUGCUGCAACAGCCACAGGAACGAGGAGGACACCUUGAUCAAGGACGUUGUGGACAGUCUGCGCGAGGCCGUCUUCUUCACGCAGAUCCUCAUCCCCUUCGUCAUCCUCAUCUACUGCACAGUGCGCAUCGUCAACCGCCUCAGGAAGAAGACGAUCGGCGACAAGACCAAGCUGAGGCGGGCGGUGUUCCUCGUCACCUCCGUCAUGGUGGUCUUCUCCCUCUGCUUCCUGCCCUGCACCAUCGCCAGGAUGGUGCUGCUCAUCGUGCGUGUGCAGGACUCCAGCGCGUACGUCCAGGACAAAGCCACGCUGGCCUUCGACGGCCUCAUGGUCCUCUCGUACGUGGACUGUCUCCUGGACCCGCUGGUCUACUGCUUCUGCAGCACCAAGUUUAAAGGCCUCUACAUAUCCAACUACUUCCCGUUCCUGGUGAAGGGCGACCCGAUGACGGUGGACAGCUCGACGGCGAACACGACGAACCCGGCGCGCAACAACAAAGUAAUUUGAAGGUCGUCGUGGACGAGAAUCCUACCUGAGACUCUCAGAGUUUCCCCCCACGCUCACAUGGACUAAUUUUUACAAACGGGGGCCUCUGAAAGUAACGUGAAGACAAGCUGCGCAGUUCAAAACGGCUCCUGGCACAAAUUUGUGCGAGGAACCUAUUGUUAUCCUUCAGAUUAUAAUUGUUUUAUUAUAUCGGUGGCUUUUCCUGUCAUUUUUGAGGGCGUUAACGUGCAUAAAAACUCUUGAAACU
Solea solea (common sole) is the source of this 1476-nucleotide messenger RNA. It is a transcript of the gene gpr31, whose product is annotated as G protein-coupled receptor 31. The transcript has 2 exons. The coding region runs from base 234 to 1229 and encodes 331 amino acids. NCBI's taxonomy places the organism in Eukaryota, Metazoa, Chordata, Actinopteri, Pleuronectiformes, Soleidae. Gene Ontology annotation, biological process: G protein-coupled receptor signaling pathway. Gene Ontology annotation, molecular function: G protein-coupled receptor activity. The record is from RefSeq and is a predicted model, not a curated record. Gene Ontology annotation, cellular component: membrane.